Messenger RNA from Radiomyces spectabilis, 3055 nucleotides. RefSeq lists its product as uncharacterized. Lineage: Eukaryota; Fungi; Mucoromycota; Mucoromycetes; Mucorales; Radiomycetaceae. Bases 315 to 2936 code for a protein of 873 amino acids. The record is from RefSeq and is a predicted model, not a curated record. The transcript has 4 exons. Gene Ontology annotation, molecular function: protein heterodimerization activity.
AUUUGCUUGUGCAUCCUUGCUGUGAGUCUGUAAUUUAGUACUUCAUUGUUUUCGUUUGCCCAGAGCGUGACUUUCUAGAAACCCCAUCGCCUCUGUCUCCAUUCACAUCCUUCAAGGCGGGAUCGUUCGUCACUCACUCCUCUGCCUCUCCUCUCCUUUCCGUCUACUUAUGGUUUCCCUUGCAUAUUGAAAUACCGUCACCCUUUUCUCUCUUUACACCAUACAUAUUCUUUUUUUUUACUCUUUUUCCCAGAUAUUGACUCCAUCACAACAGUACCAUCUCUCCUCUCAUUACUGCUCCUCUCAUUACUGCCAUGUCCAGUGCGGAUAUUCGUUACAUCUGUCAGCGAGCAGCCAACGCUAUCAUUGCUGAACUGGGGCCUUACCGAGUAUCCACUGAUGCUUUGCAAACGAUCAACCAAUUUUUGGAUGAGUUCCUCGUAUUGCUGCUGACGUCUUCUCUUUCAUUGGACCUUUCAUGCAUCAAAGCGACCACGUUAACUUUAUUAUCUUCCACAUUGGGGAAAAAUGCGAUCGUUGAAGCUGAACUCGAAGUGAAGACCUAUACCGAAACAGAAUCUGUGGAUUACGACACGUAUGAGAAGAUGCGCGCUUUAGGCACCACUUCCGAAUUUCCGUUACAAGAAGCAUUGCCUCUUUUGCGAAUGAAAUGUUUCGAAUUCUGUACAUUAGCUGACAAAGAUGAUCAACGCUUGGCCGCCACCCGGUCUUCCAACUCCAUUGUCAUUUUACCUAUCGUAGCCAUCUAUAUCACCACCAUUCUCGAACACAUGGCCGAAUACAUUCUCACAGUUAUUGCCGUCAUGGCGGAACAUGAAGAUACCGAUUAUAUCCGCGUCAAGGAAGUAUUCCUGGCACUCAUUGAUGACGCUCAGUUGAGUGAUCUGUUCCAGCACAUGAACGCGUACAAAAAAAUCGAGAAACGAGCGGGUGCUGGGAUUGCCCGAUCACGGUUAUCCACCAUUUAUCCGUCAUCAGCUGAAUCACACAAGCGAGAUUCUGCGAAUGUGGAGCAAAAAGACAAUGGCGAAUUUCUGGAACUUCAUUUGGAUGAUUUGGAUUUUGAUUACGAAAUCGACGACGAGCCACUGUCAUCAAUAUCACAGUCUGCCACGCUUGGAAUCCAUAAUCGCUCGACGGUAUCCGCCUAUUCGAUCAAAUCGAAUAUCACUUAUCGGCCCAUAUCUGUUUUGACCAACGAGCGAAGCAAUUACACGAUAAAUACAAUUAGCAGCAAAAAGGCGUUUAAGCUCUUCAAAAAGGAGACCGCUGUCCAUCUUCACCCUCCUGAUUCCAGCAUUAUUGAUGCAAUCUAUGAUCCUGACGCGCCCACGCUAAAUUUUGAAGAGCUCGUUCGUUCGGGCAGCACCAUGCGCGUUUCUUUGACGCCCAAUCGUUUGCGCUCAAUUGAAGUCAAAGAUCUUAGCGUAGACGAGCCGCCAGUCAUCCCAUGGGACCGUCGAUCAACCUCUACCUCCCGUCUUUCAAACAGUCAUCAACGACCCAAGAGCCCUCCUCCCUUAUCUACCGAAAAAACGAGCCGUUCUUUGAAUGGUGUCUUCAGAGACAGUGGGCCAGCCCUGACACUGCCCAAAAAAUCAUCAUCAUCCGCCAUGUUGUCAAAGGAAGUACAUGACCAGCCCAACGAGUCAACGAAGCCAGCUGCUAUUCCUAACUCAGACAGUCAAAUAACCAUGAAACAUAGAGAGGCAGACGAAAGUGCUUUACCCACGCCCAAGUCUUCCAUUUCAUCUCGAAAAUCCGAGGCCCGUCCAUCGCUGCCGUUUACAGAAGUUGCCUCAUCUGACGAAACGAAAACCACGGAUACCAAAAUGAUAAAGCGAAGCACGAGCAUUACAGACUACAAGGGCGAAGUUAAGGUGUUACGACGCAGCAGUCUUAGUAGCCGAAAGAGUAGAGAAAACUUGCGGCGACAGCGAGACGAGCAUGCAAAGCAAGUUGAAUCGCUAGAGAUACCCGUUCUACCAAAACCAUCCCCAUCCAACGAAUCACUCAGUAGCAGCGAAACAAUCACAUCUGAAUCGUUUUCGUUACCGACCACUAGCAGCGAUGAAACCGAAAUAGUGGAAUCACCCAAAUCGAUGGGUUCUGUGCUGGAGAUACCCACUGUCAACACGUUAAAGCGCAAGAGUAACAAGUCGGCUCCCGAUCUCACGCAACAAAGCGAUCAAGACAAGGAAACUGCCGUCACCAACAAAACCGAUGCUGGUGACAAACCUCUACGGCCUUCGAGCAUGGUAGCUCAACGAGCAGCUCGCUGCCAAUCGUACCAUGAGAAUUAUGGUCUCGCUUCCAGCAGAAAGCCAGAUCCGUUGCGUCAGCGACUAUCAACAGCUGGUACUGUUGGUCUGUCCAUCAAAGCUUGGGAUGAAAAAUCCAAGCAGACCACGGAUAACGCGGAGCCUGUGAUUCGAAGAAGAUCGAUGAUGCCACAAUGGUAUUCUGGAUUACAAGAAGAACAGCAAGGCAACAACAGUGAAUUGCCUCGACCCACCCGAAAGAAAACCGAAAGCGCGGUUCUUGAUAAAAUUCUGAAAUUCGAACAAGCAAACUCGGUCGAUGAAUUUAUUCAAAAACGUGCGUCCUAUAUCCCUCGGCGAGAGCGUUUCCUGAUGUUACAGCGAGAUCCAAACGCAUUGGAAAUCAAGUCGUCGCUUACGAAGCCCAAGGUUGCCGGUCAAGAUAUUGCCGUCCAGACGGAUACGAUCAAAACGAUGCCAACCCUGGUUGUGACGGAACCCGAUGAUACUCGAUCUUCCAUGUACGCCAGCAGUGUCAGCAGUGAACCAGGCAUUAUAGAAAGUGAUGAAGAAUGGUUCUUGCCGGAAGAAGAAUGGGAAGAUACACAAGAGCAGGAAGGAGCUGUGGUAGAAUGGCUUCUCGGUGAAGCAUAAAUGCGAUUGCUUCGCAUCGUAAAUGAUAGACCCAUUGAUUCACCUUCGUUCCUCAUUUAUCCUCUUUAGAUUAUAAAAAAUAAAUACAACAUAUAAUAGAGGGUUUGUCAAAUCGUUUA